Ochlerotatus camptorhynchus is the source of this 1508-nucleotide messenger RNA. It is a transcript of the gene Ahcy, whose product is annotated as adenosylhomocysteinase. The transcript is spliced from 3 exons. Bases 156 to 1454 code for a protein of 432 amino acids. Gene Ontology annotation, molecular function: adenosylhomocysteinase activity. Gene Ontology annotation, cellular component: cytosol. Gene Ontology annotation, biological process: L-methionine cycle. The record is from RefSeq and is a predicted model, not a curated record. NCBI's taxonomy places the organism in Eukaryota, Metazoa, Arthropoda, Insecta, Diptera, Culicidae.
AAAAAAUCCUUCACGUGCGGUUUUUCGGCGUUUCGUACAAAAGCUGAUAAGCGUAUCAGUUAGUUCCAGUUCUCGUCAAUUGCUCACCAGCGUUCGAGUCGUGCGGUUCUAGUGCUUUUCCUCUGCUUCGUUCUGAAAAAAAAACCGACUACAAGAUGUCCAAGCCCGAGUACAAGAUUGCUGACAUUAGCCUGGCCGAAUUUGGCCGCAAGGAAAUCAUGCUGGCCGAGAACGAAAUGCCCGGUCUGAUGGCCUGUCGGGCGAAGUACGGACCACAGAAGGUGCUGAAGGGUGCCCGCAUUGCCGGAUGUCUGCAUAUGACCAUCCAGACGGCGGUCCUGAUCGAAACGCUGGUCGAACUUGGCGCUGAGGUUCAAUGGAGCAGUUGCAACAUCUUCAGCACCCAAGACCACGCUGCCGCUGCCAUGGCCAAGGCCGGUAUUCCUGUGUACGCGUGGAAGGGCGAAACCGACGAGGAGUACAUGUGGUGCAUCCGUCAGACGUUGGUCUUCAAGGAUGGUCAACCGUUGAACAUGAUCUUGGACGACGGAGGCGAUCUGACCAACCUGGUGCACGCCGAAUACUCACAGUAUCUGAAGGGAAUCAAGGGAAUCAGCGAGGAGACCACCACCGGCGUGCACAAUCUGUACAAGAUGUUGAAGGAGGGCAAGCUGGGAGUUCCGUGCAUAAACGUGAACGAUUCCGUCACCAAGAGCAAGUUUGACAACCUGUACGGAUGCCGUGAAUCUCUGCUGGACGGUAUCAAGCGUGCCACGGAUGUGAUGAUUGCCGGUAAGGUUUGCGUCGUGGCCGGAUACGGUGAUGUUGGCAAGGGUUGCGCUCAGGCUCUGCGAGGAUUCGGUGGACGAGUUUUGAUCACGGAAAUCGAUCCGAUCAAUGCGCUGCAAGCGGCCAUGGAGGGCUAUGAAGUGACCACCAUGGACGAAGCCAGCAAGGAAGCACAGAUUUUCGUGACCACCACCGGAUGUACCGACAUCAUCAUGGGUGAACACUUUACGAACAUGAAAGACGAUUCAAUCGUGUGCAACAUCGGACACUUCGAUUGCGAAAUCAAUGUGGCCUGGUUGAACGAGAACGCCAAGGACAAGGUCAACAUCAAGCCUCAGGUCGAUCGUUACCUGCUGCCAAACGGAAAGCACGUUAUCAUUCUGGCCGAGGGUCGUCUGGUCAACUUGGGCUGCGCCACCGGUCAUUCCAGUUUCGUCAUGUCCAACUCCUUCACCAACCAGGUACUGGCUCAGAUCGAACUGUGGACCAAGCCGGACGAUUACAAGGUCGGAGUGUACGUUCUGCCAAAGAAGUUGGAUGAAGAAGUAGCCGCUCUGCAUUUGGACAAACUCGGUGUCAAGCUGACCAAGCUGAGCCAGCGACAGUCGGAAUACUUAAACUUGCCGGCCGAAGGACCGUACAAGCCGGACCACUACCGCUACUAAGUCGUCCUAGAAAGUAAGUUUUGUGCUGCUGCCAUCGUGGUUUGGAAUGAAAGU